This is a messenger RNA of Argiope bruennichi, 1810 nucleotides long. It is a transcript of the gene galla-2, whose product is annotated as MIP18 family protein galla-2-like. The record is from RefSeq and is a predicted model, not a curated record. NCBI's taxonomy places the organism in Eukaryota, Metazoa, Arthropoda, Arachnida, Araneae, Araneidae. Gene Ontology annotation, cellular component: cytosolic [4Fe-4S] assembly targeting complex. The transcript has 5 exons. Bases 89 to 733 code for a protein of 214 amino acids. Gene Ontology annotation, biological process: iron-sulfur cluster assembly.
CUUCGCUCGUUUAUGUUGUGCGUUCUGACUGAAUUCGCACAUGCGGUUUUGGUUCAAAGUCAGUUUGGAAUUGUAGUAAAAUAUAAUCAUGGAUAGAAACGAACUAGAAAAUAUUAAUCCUGAUAUCUUCAGUCGAUUGCCCGAUAGGGAAUUUACUGAAAGAGAUUUUGAAGUUGAAAAUUUACCAAUUGAUCAACGAGAAGUGUUCGAUCAUAUAAGAGAUAUCAAAGAUCCAGAACAUCCUAUGACUUUAGAAGAAUUGAAAGUUGUGGAAUUAAGCGCAAUUGAGGUUAAUGAUGAAGCAAAUUUUUGCCAUGUUCAGUUUACUCCUACUAUUCCUAAUUGCAGCAUGGCUACUUUGAUUGGGUUGGCAAUCAAAGUGCAACUUUUAAGACUUUUACCAGCACGUUUUAAGAUAGAUGUAACUAUUACUCCAGGAACUCAUAAUACAGCUGAUGCAAUAAAUAAACAGUUGGCUGACAAAGAAAGGGUAACUGCUGCUCUGGAAAAUACGUAUUUGCAUACAGUCAUCAAUGAAUGUUUACUCUUCCCUGAACCACAGUUUGUUCCAAGAUUUAUAGGGAGAGCCUUAGAGGAAACCAAAAAGGCAGAUCAUCAGAAGGUUAGGUAUAUCCAGUAUAGUAGACAGCAUAUUGAAAGCUACCGUCGUUGGCGUGAUAUCAUUUAUGGUAGUGAAAAGAAAUGGAAGAGUAGCUUAGUAUUUAAUGUGUAAAAUAUUCUAUUCUAUAAUAAAUGUAAAUAAUGUUGAAUACAAAUUGUUUUAUUUUACUUUGUAGAAUGCAUUUCUUCUGUUUUCUCCAUUUCAUUAGUACUUAUAAUUAUUUUUUGUGUAAACAAAUGUUUUAAAAUAAUUUAGACCUUUGAUUUUGAAAUAUACACAAAAAUCAUUUAAUUUUAUUAAAUUGCAUCUUCAUUUUACUUUACAUUUUAAGAUUUGACAAAAUAUCAAUUUUAGCAUUGAAAUUAAUUUUGUAUUAUAGUUUAUUUCAUACAAAAAUGUAUAUUUUAGUUGGCAGAUUAAACAGGUUUCUUUUUUUUUUUUUAAAUCCAUAUUAUCUACAUCAUUAUUAUAAAUAAAUAACAAAAUUAAGAGUUUUUUUUAACUUAAUUGUUUUGAUUAAAUCUGAAAUCUUUUCCUCACAGGAAAUAGUUUUAUUUCAAUUUUAUUUAAUUACAGUUUUGAUGUGUUCUUAUUGUCCAAACUGGCAUAAUCUCUUCUAAGGACUUGUGAUAUGGUAAAACAAUUUUUAACAGUAAUACGGUUUUGAAUUUGAGGCUUAGGUUACUGUGAUUAGCUUCUGCAUUUCUGAUUCAAAAUUAUGUUUUAAAAUUUAAUUGAAUUACUUAAAAGAAAAUUUCCAUUUAUGGAUAAAAUGUUGUAUUUGGGUACUUUUUGAAAGUUUAAAAUCGAAUUAAUAAAAUUAUUAAAGUAAUAACAGUCAUCCUUUAUUCUUUUUUGUUUGGACAUUCAGAUAAUUGUCUAAAGAUGUAUAGUAGUGCAAACAACAGGUUUUUUCCCAUCACUUUAUUUAUAUUUUUUACCCCUUUUAAAUUUAUUUAUUUAAAAAGGUCAUCUAAUUUUUUAAAAAUCUAAUUAAUUAACAUACUACAUUUUAAAACUGGUACAUUGUAAUUUGCAUUACUUUGAUAUAAAUAUCAUCCACCAUUAAAAUACUAUAAAAAUAAAUCUUAGUUAAUAAUUUCAUUUUUGGUAUAAUGCAAAAUUUUAGUUAUUUUUGUAUUCUGUACAAUUUAUGUAUUUAUUCAUUUUUUCUGCUAAAUUAAUUGA